Messenger RNA from Oryzias latipes (Japanese medaka), 5132 nucleotides. Its product is annotated as noelin. The record is from RefSeq and is a predicted model, not a curated record. NCBI's taxonomy places the organism in Eukaryota, Metazoa, Chordata, Actinopteri, Beloniformes, Adrianichthyidae. Gene Ontology annotation, biological process: signal transduction.
GAAACGAAGCUGCAGGCUCCCUCCGCCGCUGCUGAAGCCAGAGCGCCUCAGAGGACCAUCAAGCUCUCAGGUGUUUCUGCACAAACCCGACCAGAACCCAGCAGAGAUUGGACUGAAGAUGGGAUCUUUUUACAACACCAUGGAUGAGCAGUCCUGCUCAGCAGCCAGGCUGUGACAUCACACACACUGUGAGAUGGAGGAUUCUGUUUCCACUCGGCAGGUUUUUGGCGUUGCAUCAGAGAAGAAGACGGCGAAGAAGAGGAGGAGGGGGAGGAGAGAGCAGAGCAGAGCGGCAGGCGGAGUGGAGCAGCAGAUUAACAGAUGAGCAGGGAACCUGAUCACUAACUGGAGUGAAGCGAUCGAUAAGGGCGACAGGCGGCACGGCUGUCUUCAGGAGGACAGAUGGAGAACGGGGAGAACCUGCUGAGUGUUUGUGUUCUGCUGCUGCUCAUCACUCAGGUGGGUCCCUCGACCCCUGAGGAGGGCUGGCAGGUGUACAGCUCGGCGCAGGACUCUGACGGCAGGUGUGUCUGCACGGUCGUGGCUCCUCAGCAGACCGUCUGCUCCAGAGAUGCUCGAAGCAAACAGCUGCGGCAGCUGCUGGAGAAGGUGCAGAACAUGAGUCAGUCCAUCGAAGCUCUGGACCAGCGGACUCAGAAGGACCUGCAGUUUGUGGAAAAAAUGGAGGUCCAGCUAAAGGGUCUGGAAGAGAAAUUCCAACAAGUGGAGGACGGACAUGAGAGCAACAAUGUCAGACAAUUCAAGUUCAUCAAAGCAAAGAUGGAGGAGCUGCGUCCUCUCAUCCCAGUUCUGGAGGCCUACAAAGCAGAUGCUUUGCUGGUCCAAAGGUUCAAAGAGGAAGUGGCCAAUGUGACAGAGCUCUUGGGACUGCUCCAGGAGCAGCUGGGGGGUCUGGACUACCAGGAGCUGCACGGGCGGGUGAUGAACCUGGAGGAUCGGUUGAGGGCCUGCAUGCAGAGGCUGGCCUGUGGGAAGCUGACGGGAAUCUCUGAGCCCGUCACCAUCAAGACUUCUGGGUCCAGGUUUGGAUCGUGGAUGACUGACCCACUGUCGCCAGCCGGAGACACCAGGGUGUGGUACAUGGAUGGUUACCACAACAACCGCUUUGUAAGGGAGUACCAGUCCAUGUACGACUUCAUGAUGACGGAUAACUUCACCUCUCACCGCCUGCCUCACCCCUGGUCUGGAACCGGUCAAGUGGUUUACAAUGGGUCCAUUUACUACAACAAGUUUCAGAGCCACACCAUCAUCAAGUUUGACUUCAGCACGUCGCUCAUCAGCCGCACCCGACAGCUGGACUUUGCCGGUUACAACAACAUGUACCAUUACUCUUGGGGAGGGCAUUCUGACAUCGACCUCAUGGUGGAUGAGGGUGGGCUCUGGGCCGUGUAUGCAACCAAUCAAAAUGCUGGCAACAUUGUCCUCAGCCAGCUUAACCCCAACACAUUACAGAUUAUCCGCAGCUGGACCACCAACCACCCCAAACGCAGUGCCGGCGAGUCCUUCAUGAUCUGUGGAACUUUGUACGUCACUAACGGAUACUCUGGUGGAACCAAAGUGUACUACGCCUACUCCACCAACUCCUCCACCUACGAGUACAUUGAUAUUCCUCUCACCAAUAAGUAUAGCCACCUUUCCAUGCUUGACUACAACCCCAGAGACAGGGCUCUUUACGCUUGGAACAAUGGCCACCAAGUCCUUUAUAAUGUCACGCUUUAUCAUAUAAUCCAGUAAGGUGUAAAACCAGUGCAGCUCUUCACAGCGGCACUGCUCUAAACCUGAAAUGAUUGGAAUUUAAGACCCCUCCCAAGGAUUCUGGGACAUAGCCUUCACCCGUUAAUGGAGAGAGCAAACCAAUCAGGUCAACCCGUGUGCUUCCAGGAGCGAGGGAGGUUAGUGUUAGGGUUCGGUCCAGAACUUCACCGCAGGCAUGAUCUGCUAGUUUAACCCUUUAACACAGGACGUUCUCGUGACCAUCGUGACGCUUCAAACAUGUACACAUUUAACGUUAUUCCAGUGGAUUCUGAAGCAGAGAAAAGCAACUUUGCAUGGAUGUGCAACACUGUGUUGCAUGUCGGCUCCAAGCCAAUUUAAAAAGCUGCUUCUCUUCGCCUCAGAAUCAGCUGAUUCACGUUGAUGGCGUGAACGGUCAAGGAGUGGCGGUAUGUUGUUAAAGUGUUAAUUGAACCAGUCGUCCAAAAGUUUCUGAGUCAGCCCUCUUGUAAAUGUGGACAUUUUCAGCACACUGCAGAAAUGUUUGCAGACUCUCACAUUCAUGAGUGCAAUAGUACGAACGCACAAUCAGACAUGAGCCCGACAAUGGAAAUGAGUAUAGCAUGCCCCCCAUGCAGACGACUGCUACACUUGUAUUAAAGGAAGGCAGGGAUUUCUCUGCAAAUGGAGGAAGCUAGUGCUAAUGCUAACCUACUGCUUCUUGAUCUGGAUCAAAUCAAAGACCUCUCUCGGUCCUGGAACGCCACACUGAGUGCUGGACUGUUAACUUCCUGUGUGACUGCCUACUUCUACGAAACGAAUGUGAGGUUUAUUUCUAAGCACCUGCAGAGAUCUUUGUCACAAAUACCUGAAACACCUGCAACCAGACGGUCUCGCAGACGGAGGCAGAACCCUAAACUUUUUAUGAUAUAUUUUGUCAGUGGGUGUUUUUUAUCACCUUACAAAAGGUAGUAUUUACUCUGACCUACAUAUGAUAGCAAUGUCUUUUCUUACUGUUGUGUAUCGAGUAGCAAUACAGACUGUUUUUCUCUUUUACAGUAGAUUAAGCAAUCAGCCUGAGACUCUUCCCUCCAUCUUUUUUCCCCCAAAAUAUCACCACACAGCUUUCUGAUUAAUUUGUCCCAUUUGUUGCUGCUACUAAACACCAACUGGGUUUCUUAUUCUGAUGAGAAACUUGAGAAGGGUUUGUCAUACUUAACCCUCCUUCCAGCUUCCCUCCCUUAAAGGAUCACGUUCGUUGGAGAUCCAAAGCUUCCUCGACGUCUCAGGUCGGAAAGUGGCGAGUCUUUCACUCCGGUGGGCCUCUGAAGCCCUCCGUCUUCAGGUCAGGCCUCCCUCAGCCACCAUCAGAGUUUACUGGCUGUGCUGUUGUUUGAGCUUGCAUGUAAUCAUUAUUGUGCUGUACGAUGAAUUCAGUAUUGAUGUGUGUGCCAACACGCCGAUAUGGAAACGCUCUGACAUGACUCGCAGCCUGUUCUGGUGACAGAAUCUUCUGAACUUUAAGGCUCUUUGUCAUUCGUGGUACUUAUGUUGCAGCAUAGCUUCACUCAGAUCACAGGUUUAUGUAAAUGGUAUGUGACUGUGACUAUAAGACCACAAUAAUACACGAGUGUGUGCAAACAAAGUAAAAAAAAGUACAAAUGUUUGUACUUUGUAGACAGAUUUGUAAUGUGUUAGAUGUGUUUUCUUUCAGACAUUCAUACCUUAAGCUUUAGUUUGAAGUAAAUGAGUAUUAUAUGUUGUUGCUGACAGGAGGAGUUUCCUUAUGAACAGACUGCACACGGUACCUUCACCUUUACCGUGUCACAGCUACUACGUACAUUUUGUGCAUAUUGAUGAAAACUGGUCAGACAUGGAUUUACGUGGAAAAAGUGAGAAAAUUUGUGGUCGUUAUGUGAAAUUUUCACAGAUGUAUCAGGAAUGAACCACGUUAACCUGUAGAAGAAGUAGGAAUAAACCACGCAAAGAACACGUAAACCAACGUAGAACAUGAACCGUGUGAUUAUUGUGCUGUUUAUCAGAAAUUCAUUAGUGAUUCGUGCAUCAAUUACUUAAUUUUGGCAUAUGUGCGCCGUAUACGUGAUCUAAAAGUUAUACAUUGGUGGUUCAUGCGUGAAAAGUCUGUUAGACAAACGUAGAACGAUCCUGGAAAGACACAAAUUUGUAUACGCAUCUCGCAAAACUCACGCACAAUUGAAGACCUCAUAAUUGCGUAUAAACUACGUAAAAUAUGCGUAAACUGCGUCAUUUUCAACCGACCAAAAAUCCUGAACAGCUCAAACUUGAAUUCACGUAUAGAGCCAUCGGCUGAAACCCUCAACGGACAUCUGAGCACAUUGACAAAUGCAAGAAACGCUUAUGAAUUACAUAUGUCACGCAUGGAUCCCGAAAGACGGAAAUUUAACACGUGGAAAAUGUACAGAAUGUAGGUAGUGGCUGUGUGACACCGCCUUCUCCUUUUUAUUUUUAGGUUUGGGGUUUAAAAACAAAAAUGUAUAUUCUCAUUGGAGACCAACACUGACGAUCAAGAAAGUGUGACUCUAGUUCAGAUUCAUCCAGAUAGAACUUGAAAAACAAGAAACACCCAAAGAGCUUCAGCAGACUCCACAGGAUGACAGUAAAAAACAAAAAAUCAAUGUAAAAGACGAGAUGUUAAUAUAAACGGAUGGAAGCAACACAGAAAACGCAAACUAAUAGACACUCAUCAUGUUAAAACAAAAAGAUCAAAAGAAAAGCUUCAGUCAUCAGAACGAUCACACAACUGUCCUUCAUGAAAUGAAUCACCUCAUUUUUGAAACAACAUGAGUGAUGUUAGAGUUCAUAACGAUAAAAGCCAAGAAAUAAUAACCUGCAAUAAUUUUUACUCACAUAACCAAAUACUUUUUUAGUCAUUUUAAAAUCUGUCUUAAAAAGUGUUUUUACUGCAUUUCUUUGAGAUUUAUGAAAAAAAGCCAGUAGAAUUGGUCAAUCCAGCCCUGCUUACACUCACACCCAUGUACAUAUACACACAAGCACAAACUCACACACAUAAUAUCUUUUACAUCAAAUCUCCAUCUUUGCACUGGUAGUAAUGAGAUAAACAGAAGAAUGGUUUGAUUCUACAGCUUGAAUGUAAAGUGUCUAGAGUUCAUCAGCACAAAGUUGUGCAUCAAUACAGGAGUGUUUAUUCGUUUUUCUUUCUUCUGUGGUCGUUCAGGAGACCUACAGCUUCCCUGUUAGUCAGGACGAGACAGCCUGACCUGUAGAGGAGGUGGUAACGUGGUGGAGCUCUGGUGCUGCCAGGUGACUGUGCAGCAGCGGCUUUGUGGUUGUGGGGUUGCCUACGAUUCUGGAAUUUGUAUUAGAGAAUUAAUAAAGCUGUGCGGCUGUUGCUGGAA